AUGAGACUGCCGAAUUUAUGGGAGGUCUUGAGCCGGAGGACAUUGGCACCGGUCGAUCUCUUCUCCUUCUACAUUUAUAUGCGCGAUGUUCAGCGCAGCGUGGACUAUCUUGACUUUUGGCUCGAUGUCUCUCAACACAUGUCACUCUGUCGCCACUACGUCCGCGAACUCCGCCGAUCCGUCCUCGUAUCCACGCCCGACCUCGAAAAAAGCGGCUCGAAACGAUCAUCACAAAUCCUGGACAAUUACAAUAAUGAUCGUCGAUCCUCCGAGCAAGGACCCAGCGGUCUAUACACCGAUGCAAAAGAGCGACAGACACCAGAUCAACGCCUCUCUGCGUUUCUACGGAAUGACAAUGGAAGUCACCACAGUCCCCAGCACAGCCAGGGCAGCACCAACCAUUCGGAACACGCACCAGGCGCUGAACAUCAGCCGCGACCCAGCUUCAUGACCAACAACUCUGGUUCUCCCAAUGUCAACCACAGCAACAGCAGUCCGCAGAAUACCGUCGCCCGAGCAGAUAUUCGCGCAUCGGCGGAGAAGAUCCUCUACACAUUCCUUCUUCCUGGCGCCGAACGAGAGAUCAUCCUUCCCCAAGGCAUUCUCAACGACAUCACCAAUAGCAUUGAGACGGAGGGAAGAGACGAUCCAGAGGUCUUUGACGCAGCUAAGGACUAUGUUUUUCAGGCCAUGGAACGCGAUGCCUUUCCCGGGUUUCUGCGAGCAAAGGCACUGGGCAAUAUUGUGCAGCCCUCUGUCAUGCUGCGCUUGAUCAUCGGACUGGUCUCAUUCUUCGGAGCACUAUGGGCAGCGUUCGUUCUCAUCUUCCUCGACAAAAACAGGGCGACGCGAUGCUGGCUCAUCCUCCCUUUCACGGUUGGGAUCUACUUUCUGGGAUCCCAUCAGUACAUGCUGGACCCAAUCCUGGCGCUGCUCGGCUACAGCGAGUACACGUUUAUGAACUUUGCACGCAUCAAGGAGCCGUUUGUGAGGAAACUUCUCAACAAGCGCGCACUGAUGUGUCUGGCAGGGAUGCUAAUACUGGACGUGGCAAUACUCUGCCUGUUCAUCUUUGUCCCCGGAAAGCGACUAUGA
Messenger RNA from Zymoseptoria tritici IPO323, 1095 nucleotides. RefSeq lists its product as uncharacterized. The record is from RefSeq and is a predicted model, not a curated record. The transcript is spliced from 4 exons. Bases 1 to 1095 code for a protein of 364 amino acids. Lineage: Eukaryota; Fungi; Ascomycota; Dothideomycetes; Mycosphaerellales; Mycosphaerellaceae. Gene Ontology annotation, cellular component: plasma membrane. Gene Ontology annotation, biological process: intracellular protein localization.